CCUGCUUGGAGGUACCUUAGCGGAUAUCCGCCUUCAGUAUCUCGUUGCUUGGCUUGGACUCUGAGGCUGAAGUGCUCCAAGUCGGACACCUAUCAAACGGAAGAAAUAGCCUCUACAGGGAAAGACCGCCAGACUGUGGAGAAGCCGAGUGCUACGCUUCUCACCCGUAGUGUACCUACUCACAGCUUCCCCAGAGAUUAGGUUAGGACGACGGAUGGUCAGGUUGCACAAAUGGCAGACUGGGAAAAAAAAAAAGCAGACAUGGGUCUCUUCGGCUGGGUUAACGAGAAGGAGGUGGUGGUGGGUGAUAAACAACCCCAUCCGUCCACACCCACCCCGAUCCGUCAAGUUCAUUGCAGCACAACAAGACAAGUCGAAUCGGAAGCAAAUAAGGACGUCCCUCUCUCCACCAAUUUUUUGCCUCCCCCUGUUCCUUCAUGUCCCCAGUGUCUCUCAUCACCAGUCACACACAUCUCAAAGACCCUUGUCGACAGAUCGCGACGAAUUCCCUCCCUCCUACUCGUCCUCCUCACCGUCCUCUAGCCUCAUCUUAUUACCUCUACCUCUGACCUUUUCUUUUGCAAAGGACCAACACGUAUGAAGGACAGGACAAGAUCGUCCCGCUGCCGUUGAUCUACACCAUUUACUGUUCCUCGCCGGUCCGAAGUGUCUCCCCAUUCCCCUCCUUGACGGCUAAACGCCUUCGAGUUCUUCAUCUUUUCUCCACAAUUCUCGAUUUCCGACAGUGUAGAGAUACGCCAAAGCUGCUGACUAGUGCCACAAGGUCUCUACUUUGUCACUUCAGCCCCCCUCACACACCUUCCACACCUCAUCUCGGCCUUUCUUGGCUGCCCGCCCAUCGGCCAGCCUUGUUUUACCCAAUCCGUCUCGAGCAACAGUUUAAAGCAUUUAGGGGCGCCUCCCUCCCUCCAAGUACCCUUGUUUUCACCUUUUUGGUAUGGUCUCGUUAGUGACGGGUUAUGGACUCUUCACUUCCUGCCGCGUCGGACGACGGAGACCUUGCCUGGUCGGAUAGCCACAGCAUGGAUUCGGAUGAUAUCCAGGGUCUUCCCCAAUCAUCGUCCUGGUUCACCUCACUUUCGUCAACCUCAACUUCUGCCUCAAUGUCUUCGGCCAUGAGCUUUGCUCAGACUGGCCAGCUUUCACCCAUCAGCAAUGGCAUGGAUGCGUCCUAUCAUGGCACGGAUCUGUCAGGGAAUUCUUGUUGCUCUUCCUCCUCCGCUUCUGCCUCUGCCUCGCCUGAAUUGACCCAGUCGGCGGCUUCUCUAUCUUCUAUGGAGAACUGGGAAAUGGCACUCGACAGUCACCAUGGCAGUUCUGGCCACGGCCACGGCCACCAUUAUGAGUUGUCGUGGGACCCGGACUCGGACGACAACAUGCUGCCGUUGCCAAAGAUGGAGCCAUUGGACGAUGACGACUUUUGCAUGGACCAUAUCAAGGAAGCUCCUGCAAAUGCACUUCCAAACAGUGACGGUUCGAUGCUAGAUCAGCCAAAGGCGAAGCGGCCCCGAGGUCGGCCCCGCAAGCAUCCAAUUGCGCCUCCUGUCCCUGCGAACAAGAUCACAAAGGGCCGAUCCAAGACAGGCUGCCUCACUUGUCGGAAGCGCAAGAAGAAGUGUGACGAGGCAAAGCCACGGUGCAUGAACUGUGAAAAGAAUGCCGUGGUUUGUGAAGGGUACCCCGAGAAACAGAUCUGGAAGAGUGGCAGAGAGAGGGCCGAGGAGGAACGCCUCAAGUCCCACAGUUUGCCGUCCAUUACCAUGCAGCCACUGUUCCACGGGCUCGAGACGGUCGAAGAUAGGAUCUUCUGGAAGCAUUAUAACGAGCAUCUCAGCACGGUGUUGACCGUUGAGGGAGAACACAAGAAUGCCUUCAAGGACAUGAUGGUGCCAAUUGCAGUCAAGCAUCAGGGCCUCAUGCACUCCAUCCUUUCGUUGGCCAGCAAACAUAUCGACUAUGACACACCCUACGGUCUCAAUAUCCUCAAGAACAACCGAUCGACAUCUGUCCACAAGCUCCACGAACGGUCUCUGUAUCAUCAUGAUCAAGCCAGGCAAAAGUUCUACGAGGACGUGGAAGUCAGCGAUGCAAUGAACCCUCAAGACAAACUCCGCGUGUCUGCCCGUUACGGCCAGAUGCUUUGCUUCCUCCUCGAGGCAUUGGCUGAGGGCAACCCGCGUGGUGAGCACCGGCUCCAUCUUUCGGCAUACAAGAGUCUCAUUUCAAGCUCGCCGCCGGAAGACUCGGCUUUCUUCUCGUUCAUUGCCGAGUUUUUCCAGUACCAUAUCUUUGCUGAUGAGUUGAUUCAUUCCGUUUCGACUCUUCACCACCGUGCGGUUCCCAACGAUGCCAACUACACACCAGCCAUCUAUCCCCCCCGGCUCAUUGGUGUCGCCGAUGGACUCUUGGAGUACCUUCCUCAAAUUACCAUGAUUCGAAACACCAUUCGGCACAAUAUUGUCACUCAAGUCGAUCCAGUGGUUGACUACGUCAGCCUUUAUCGGGCGGCUGAGAUCGAUGCAGCUAUCAAGGACUGGACUCCCCACUGGCCUCAAGGAGACCAUCGUGACCGAGUAGGACUCCUGUACAAGCACAUGAUGUGGAUCUACCUUGUUCGGACCGUCUACCCGCCGUCUCCUUCGGCUCCUUUGCCUCCAACAAAGUCAUCGGAUCUCCGGUUGUCUACCCUGUCCCAUGCCUACCAUAGUCGAAUCGCUGCGCCUGGUGUUACUACGCCGCCUAUGUCAGCAUCACCAAGCUGCACUUCGUCGCCCAAGCUGGAGGGUUCAGACUAUGGAAUGGGCUCCGUCCCUCUCCUCAGCACCACUUCAUCUUUGCGAGCCGAGUCGCCGCCACCAUCUCGCAAGCCACUCCAGCAUGACCCGCGGGUUACCGUGGCUGUUGAGGAGUCUUUAGGCAUCAUGGAAUCUUUCAAGCCUAGCGACCCGUGCCAAACCCUGCUCCUCCUCCCAUGCUUUAUCAUCGGUACGGCAUGCUUCACACCCACCCACCGGGAUCGGGUUCGGGCUGCUGUAAAAACGGUCAAGGGAUACACUGGUCUUAGAAACGCUGACCGCGCCUUGGAAGUUCUGGAGCAUGUGUGGCAGCUUAUGGAGAGUGGUGAUUGGGCCGCAGUAUGGGAUUGGCCUCGUAUUGCUCAGGGGUUAGGUCUGGAUUUCAUUCCUGCUUAAACCCCUUGGGUCGUACGUGAGUUGAAUUUCGAGACUCGUGGUUCAGGCAGCAAGACUGCCAAGAUCACCUUCCCAUGUACUAACAAACUACAUGCCGCUUGAUUUCUUUGAGGUUGUGUUUAUUUUUGUCGCAUGUUUUUCUGUUUUUCAUUUUGUUUUUUCAUCGCACUAUAUCCUCUUUUAUCAUGUCGGGUGGUGUUACGGAACAAAGAAUACUGGGUCAUGUAUUUUCCUUCAGUCAUUCGCUUAAGCGUGGAGUGAACCGGGCAUUUUUUGGCUUCUAACAUCAUAUUUCUCAUUCAUGGCGAUUUGGUACUUCAGAAAGAUGGCAUGGAAAGGUGUUGUAAGGGAAAUAUCAACAUGUACCCAAGGGCGAUGGCGAAACUUGGUCGGAUCAGGAAAUCAAAGCAUGCACUUAACUACAUCCAAAAAAAAGCAUUUGGAGGGACGCGGGAAGACAACGGAAGACGGUUAGGAGUUUGAUUUGGCUGAAGGUACAGGUGCAUCGGAUCAUAGGGGCUUUGUGGUAAGGGAGUGGGGUCAAAGAGCAUAGGGGAAAAUGUGGUCAAGAGACAUAUCGGAAUGGCGUUCUCUCGUUAGGAUUUGACUUUUUAAAAAAACAUUUGGCCAUGGUCGAGUGGCGGGUGCCACAGGGGUUUUUCGUUUCUUGGAUAUUUACGCUCGCUGGUACAUUUUUGAAGCGCUACGGGGAAAGGUGUUAGGGAAUAUUUGCAGAGGAAGAGGCCCCAUUUGGGAAUUGGCAUGUGCAUGGGCACAAGAUGGGAAUCACUCGCUGACUUGAGAUGCGUCACGUCGCAAUAUCGUGACACGAAAUGAAUCAUAUGAUGGUCU
Messenger RNA from Neurospora crassa OR74A, 4064 nucleotides. RefSeq lists its product as hypothetical. Gene Ontology annotation, biological process: positive regulation of transcription by RNA polymerase II. Gene Ontology annotation, cellular component: nucleus. Gene Ontology annotation, molecular function: transcription cis-regulatory region binding; zinc ion binding; DNA-binding transcription factor activity, RNA polymerase II-specific. The transcript is spliced from 4 exons. The record is from RefSeq and is a predicted model, not a curated record. The coding region runs from base 981 to 3212 and encodes 743 amino acids. Lineage: Eukaryota; Fungi; Ascomycota; Sordariomycetes; Sordariales; Sordariaceae.